Fusarium graminearum PH-1 is the source of this 829-nucleotide messenger RNA. RefSeq lists its product as uncharacterized. The transcript has 2 exons. Gene Ontology annotation, molecular function: ubiquitin binding. The record is from RefSeq and is a predicted model, not a curated record. Lineage: Eukaryota; Fungi; Ascomycota; Sordariomycetes; Hypocreales; Nectriaceae. The coding region runs from base 101 to 670 and encodes 189 amino acids.
GUUAUUUUGGCUUGAUUCCCGGGCGAUCAAGUCUCUCGACCGGUUUUCUAGUCACAGUCUUCAGCGAAUAGUUCGUCCUUAUCUUGUGCACGAUACCAUCAUGUCGGACGACCAAAUCUCGCUGCCAUAUCUACUGGCCAUCCUGGCCAUCUCCGGCCUGGUGAUAAGAUACAUGUUCUUUUCAGCACCCUCGCCGCCCCGACCUGCGCGAUCCCCCGAGGCAUUUCUUCGAUCAAGGGAGAUUGCUGUUGAGAGAAUACAACAGAUGUUUCCGCAGGCGGAUAGGCGAAGCAUUCUUUGGGAUCUGCAGCGCAAUGGUGGAAACAUCCAGACCACGACGGAACGCAUACUCUCAGGCCGACUGGACACGCCCCCCGUUACCUUCCAGCCGCCACCACCUCCAGGCCAGGCCGCAACUAGUGGCAGCGCAACUACAGCGCCUCGACAACCCGAGAAGCCAGCGCAGCCGGAUCUCAUCACGCGAUACAACCUCAAGAACAAGCUAGAUGCCGUAUCGCAAGAGGACCAGGAUGCCAAGGGAAAGGGUUGGAGCUCCAACAAGGAUGAGCGCCAGGCUUCGUUGCAGCGUAGGAGGGACGAGAUGAUUCUUGCUGCGCGACGGAAGAUGGAGGCCAAGCUCGCUGCCGAAAAGGCGGCUCAGGGAAGUUAACAGGACUAGGUGUAUUCUAUUGAAGUAGGGUUCCCCAUUGCAUUGGUGCUUUCCAGCGAUUCAUUAUUUGAUUUGUGUGCUGAAGAGUCCUUUCCCUUUCGGUUUCACGAUGCGGCACUCAUGGCAACUUUGCUGGUUGUAAUUAAUUCAACGAAGCAC